AUGGCGCACCUGCCCACAACUCCAGAGGUGCCAUCUCCGUCGCGUCGCGCCGUUAAGCCCCGUCUACACCUCGCAGUGCUCGCGGCGAGGUUCUGUCCGAUCGUCCCGUUCGUGUACGUUCCGUGUUCGCGCGUUGCCGUCGCGCUGGAUGCGAAAGUGACGCCAUUGGCGAGUAUCGGACGGCGCAUGCGCGUGUGUUUCGGUACUCUGUGUUUCUCUACGUCGCCGCAGGGGGGACAGCAGCCUCCCAACGUAGCGGCGGACGGCGAGGGGGGAACAACCGAUACCGCUACUGGCCAACAGAGCGGGCCGAGGCUCACCAUGGCUGAGAUCGAGGAACUAAAGGUAGGUUUGGUAUGA
This is a messenger RNA of Acanthoscelides obtectus, 360 nucleotides long. The record is from the annotation of a GenBank genome assembly. Lineage: Eukaryota; Metazoa; Arthropoda; Insecta; Coleoptera; Chrysomelidae.